AUGACUGCUGGGGAGAGUGCAGGAGAUGCUGCUUCCCCUCCUCCUUACAUAAUACCAGUGGAAAGUCAAACUGAAACAGUGAAGGUUUACCAUGUGCACACACCCUUCAAUCCACCUACCUCCACCAUAGACGACAACCCCUACGAAAACCAGUCAUCCAUACCUGUGUACAGCAGCUCUUCCCCACCUAAGAAGUUUGUCAGCUACGAGACUGAACUGGGACGAUCCCCUGGGAUGACUACCUGCACGUCAUGCCAGCAACAAGUCAUGACCAAUGUCACCUACAAAAUUGGGGCUUACGCUUGGCUAAUGUGCUUCCUCUUCAUUUUAUGUGGAUUGGUUGUUGGCUGCUGUCUCAUCCCAUUUUUUGUCAAACACUUCAAAGAUGUCUACCACUCUUGCCCAAGGUGCAAUAGAAUUCUUGACAUUAAGAAGACCUGCUGCUGA
Messenger RNA from Megalops cyprinoides (Indo-Pacific tarpon), 447 nucleotides. RefSeq names its product lipopolysaccharide-induced tumor necrosis factor-alpha factor homolog. Lineage: Eukaryota; Metazoa; Chordata; Actinopteri; Elopiformes; Megalopidae. The coding region runs from base 1 to 447 and encodes 148 amino acids. The record is from RefSeq and is a predicted model, not a curated record. Gene Ontology annotation, molecular function: zinc ion binding. The transcript is spliced from 4 exons.